Molecule: messenger RNA, 3319 nt
Organism: Cotesia glomerata
Lineage: Eukaryota; Metazoa; Arthropoda; Insecta; Hymenoptera; Braconidae
Exons: 9
Coding region: 916-3312 (798 amino acids)
Source: RefSeq, a predicted model, not a curated record
CUAAAACUCAUAAAUAAGUCAACACGAUAAACUAAUCAACAAUAAAGAGGUCAAAUUGUAAACAAUUUAGACUGAAUUUUUCUCCCGUGUAUGUAAGGCAAAACAAUAAUGAACCUCAGAGUUAUUAAAGAAUAUUUUAUUUAAUUCAUUGAAGGCACAAUUACUUUGUUAUAGGAUUACAUUUGAUAACUACGGCGGCACGAUAAGCUAAUUAAAGAUAAAGUAGUUUAAUUACAAAUAAUUUAGACUCUGAAUUUUUAUAUCAUGCAUGAACUGCGAAAUAAUAAUUAUUAUUAAAAUGAUUGAUUAUUUCAUUUAAUGAACCCUCUGAGCCUUCUGGGCGUUCCCCUUACACUUGAUGAAACGCCCUCUUCUACACUUGAAUUGAAAAUUAUCUUUCGUGCAAGCCUUAUAUUCAAUGAGUUUGCCUUCAUCUUCUAAAGUACGCAACUAUGUAAGUAAAGAUGGGUAAGUUGGGCGUGAAGCCAGGUCAGGUCAUUACAAAGAUGUUGAGGUUUACCUGUUAGGGUUCGGGUAAGGGUAUUGAAUGUAAGGGUGAGCGACUGAGUGUAAGCCUUCGAAGCGCCUAACCCUACUCUAAAAUAAUUUUACUAAUUAUCAUUACAAAUAAACAGAAUAAAUUAAUUUAAUUCCUAAUUUUAUUCUAGUCAGCUGUGCUCACUCUGCACUUUUGCAUUUUAUACAAUCAAAGCAUUUUGACAAUGAGAUAAUCGCCGCAAUAAUUUCAUAGGUAACGAAUCAACAAAAUGAAGUGGGAAAAUGAAACUUUUAAUCGUAAAUAUUGAUUAAAAAUAAUUGUUAGAAGAUAUAUAAAUAUAAAUCCUUUUAUUUCGUACCUGCACUUAUAGUUAAUGUAUUAUUCAAUGAAGCCGAAAAAUAUCGUGCCCAGUAACAAUGGUAGUUCGAAUACUAAAAAAAUAUAAUGCAAUUUCUAUUAGAAAGAUCAACUUAAAACAUGACCAUCCACCUGAAUAUAUUACUCUUCCAGCUCCGAACUCAUCAAAGAGAGCGUGUGAUGAUGAUAUGUCCUUAGGUGAAAGAUUAGAAUCUUUAUCAGAUCCCAAGAAAAUUAAAGGUUACAUACAGUUAUUGGAAAAAAAGCUUGAAACAAUGAAAGAAAGUGAAAUUCAAAAAGAAAAACCUUCAACUUCUACCAGUAAUACCAAAUCUAUAGUUAAUAGCAGUGAGGAAGAAUUUCAUUCAGAAGAAGAAAGAAGCAAAAGACUCGAGGAAUUGAGAAAGAAAAAUAAAGAAUUAUCUAAAAAAGCUAAACUUUUACAAUCAAAAAGUAAUACUGAAAUAAAAAUAAACAGAAUGAUCAAGUGGCUCAAAAUCAACAAUGAAAUAAAUUUACAGAAUAUCCUUAAAAAAAAUCAAAAAAUCCAGUUAACAGAUUUAGAUCUCACAAGAGUAAUUAGAGACAGUUUUACAUAUAAGAAAUAUGAUAUUGAUCUAUUACAUGAAUAUAUAUCAGAAGAUGCAAUGAAACAUAUAAAAGAAAAAAUUGCAGUACAAAAAUUAAACAAAACGUGGAACUGCCCAAUUUGCGAAAAUAAUGAAGAUACAAAUGAAGUUCGCUGCGAUGAAUGUUUUGUAUGGAUUCAUUUUCAGUGUCUUGGAUUAAAGAGUGCACCAACAACAGGAAAAUGGGACAUGAGAUGCAUCCGAGAUAAUCUGACAAGAAACAAAUGUCCCGGAAAAGGAUCUCUCAUUAAAGGGGUAUUUUAUCGAGAUGAAAGAGAAAAAUACAAACAUAAUCAUCCUAAAGAUGAUACACUUGUCAAAAAACAAACGUGCCAACAAAAUAUUGAUAAUAUGGCAAAAAUUCCUUUUGUCGAACCGAGCCAAAUUAUUAACUACGUCAAAUCUAACGAACUAGUGCCGCAAUCUAAAACGUUUUGCGCUCUUCGAAAGCAAGUUCAGCGCUCAAUACAAGCUAAUAACCCAGUUGCAACAAAUAUCAAACUAUCAGAUAAAAACAUUGACGAGUUCGGGAAGCUGAUUGAAGAAUCAAAAUCACAGCUCCAGUAUGGGAAUAUGAAAAAAUUUCAGCUUACUGGAAAGCAUUUCCACAUUUCCAUAAAUAAGCCGCAUGGAGAAGUGGUCCAAGCGACGAAUGUGUUGAUUUAUGAUAGUGAAUUUAUAGAACUAAUCAGCCCUCACAUAGAAAAUAUAUUCGUGGAUGCUACAUUCAAAGCUUUUCCAAGCUUAAAUGUGCACAAAGGCCAGCUACUAACAAUAAUGGCUGAAAUUAAAAAUCAAAAGUGUAAAAAAAUUCGGUGUAAAAGUUGGACCGAGAGACUUUCACACCGUAGUGCAGUACCAUUCAUUUGGGUACUGAUGACAAACAAAUCUACAGAAUGUUAUCAGCAAAUUUUCCAAUAUAUUGCUGAUAAUUUUGAAAAUUUAAAACCUAAACAGAGCAUGUCCGACCAUGAGUUGGCGAUCCGGAAAACACUUAAACUAGUGUUUCCGGAGAUUCAGGUACGGACAUGUUAUUUUCAUUAUGUGCAGGCUGUAAUAAAAAAUGCUCAAAAACAUAAAAUAAUUGAUACUACAAUACCUGUUCAUGAGGUUCCAGAACUUUACCUAAUAUUACGGCGGCUAAAAUAUUUAGCAAUAUUACCAUCAAAUUUGAUAAUACCAACUUUUCAACUGAUAAAGUCGAAGUGUAAAGAAAAUUUUGGAACGUUCUUCGACAGUUAUCUUGAUUAUUACGAGAACCAAUGGAUAAAAAGUGAAGGUCCUAGUCAAUUUUCAGUAUACCGACAAACAAAACAUCGAACAGAUAAUAUUGUAGAAUCUUAUCAUAAAAAAUUGAACGCACGAAUAAAAUCGCAGACACCAAAUCACAACUUUUUUAUUGGUGUAGUUAAAUCAAUUGCAGAAGAGGCGAGAAUUAACUUCGCAGAAAUAAUGGAGAACACUUACGAGGGUCGUGAAAAAAGCAAGACGACAAAAGAGCGUAAUGAAACAAUGGAAAAUUUUUGGAAUACUAUUGAUAAUCAUUUAAAAAAUCCAAUCAAUCAUACAGCAGAGAUGAUGCUUGAUUGUAUUGAUAAGAUCCCUGAUGUAGCUGAACUGAAAGAGAAAGAAAUAAAAAACAUGAAGAAAAUGGCAAGUAACGUAAAAACGAUCAGUAAACCACUGACAAUUUCAGAAAAUGGUUUGUCGUUCUUCAUAACAGAGCUUGAUACCGAAGAAUCGAUAAUAAAAAAAUUGAUGUUUGUUCACCGACAAAGUUACCAGUAUAAUAAAGACUUUUUAUUUGUUGUAAAUAACAUAAAUUAAGUAAUAU